Messenger RNA from Cinara cedri, 5542 nucleotides. The record is from the annotation of a GenBank genome assembly. NCBI's taxonomy places the organism in Eukaryota, Metazoa, Arthropoda, Insecta, Hemiptera, Aphididae.
AUGACAGGGCGUCACGAAGGGUUCAUAGCGUAUUUAAAAAAUAAAGUACCAGACGUGCUUGCUGUACAUUGCGUCAUUCAUCACCAGCAUUUAGUUGCAAAAAAUCCGAGUGAACGCCUGCAUACAUCAUUGCAUUAUGUUAUUAGAGCAGUUAAUAAAAUCAGAAGCAACUCACUAAAUGACAGAUUAUUUAGUCAACNAUCGAUUGCUGCUUCACACAGAAGUGCGCUGGCUGUCAAAAGGUACUUGUCUGACUCGAUUUUACAAUCUGUUUGACUCUGUGAUAGAGUUCCUGAAAAACAAAGACACAGGACUUCGCGAUAACCUCACCACAUCAAAGAAUGAUAUUUCGUACUUGACAGACCUCUACAAGUUAUUUAAUUAUGUCAAUCUCUAACUUCAAGGUGACAACUUUAACUUGAUUAAAACAAAAAUUGUAAUUUCUACAUUCGAUGCCAAACUGUUAUUAUAUAAGAAAAAUAUUGGUAGACGUGAAUUUAAUAACUUUCCUAAUUUAGCAGCAGCAUCUUUUAUCACCGAUGAUUUGGUUGUUUACUGUCAACACUUGGAGAACCUCCACAAUGAUUUCAAAGAACGAUUCCAGGACAUUUUAAAUAUGGACAUACCAGACUGGGUAUCAGAUCCUUUUUCACAUGUCAACAAGCAGAAUCAUCCCAGUUAGAAGAACAACGUUUAGAAUUAACCACAAAUGAGGAAAUCAAAUUCAAAUUUAAGAAUGGUAUUCAAGAAUUUUCGCUGCAAAAGCCAAUCAUGAAACUGUUCACUAGCUUAUGGUCGAUUGUUCAACGAUUUCUGAUAGCAUUCCCAUCAUCGUAUUUGUCUGAACGUGGAUUCAGUGCUGUAGUAACACUGCUAAUAAGAAAAAGAAAUCGGUUGCUUGUUACUGAACGCGGUGAUUCACGGCUGUUUUUAGUCAAUUUGAACCAGAUAUUAACAAACUCGUUAAUGCGCAUCAAGUUCAUCCAUCACAUUAAGUAAAUAUUAAAUUUUGAAUUCAUAACUUUUUUUAUAGCAUGAUUUAAAUAAAAAUACUUUUAAGUAUCAAUAAGUAUGCGUAUUAAUUACUGUCAUCCAAAAAACUAAUUUAAAAUUUAUGUUAGAACUCAGAAAUAAGAUAUAGCAUAUUUAUAUAUUAUAAAUUGUAAUAUCUGUUUUUAAAAGACAUAACAGAUGGUAAGAAGUUAAAAUAUUUUUAUUUUUUUUUUUUUGGGGGGGGGCGCUAGAAAUUUUUAGAUUUUCAAAGUGGGCAGUGGAUUAAAUAAGUUUGAGAACCUAUGAUCCUGAUCAUCCAUAGGAUAUCCAGACCAUCUACAGAGUAUCUCGACAAUUGAUCCAGUACCCCGGAGGAACACUACUAACACUAUCGUUAUUAUUAAGGCAAGUGUAGUCGUGUGAGUAUUUAUAUAUAUAUUUUUUUUAUUUAAACAAAAUACGAGGUACGUCCAGAAAGUAAGUUCCGUUUUCUACUUUUAUCGCGUUUGCGAUGUUAUCUUAAUUACGGUCAUAUCCGAUUAUUUCAUUUACUUAUUUGGAACAUUUUAAAACCGUUCCGUGACUAGUUAGUGUACGUAGGUCACGUGGCAAGUGUUUUAAAAUGGAUAAACGAAUAGAAAAUUCCGCCACAUGUGAGUUACGAUCUGUGAUUCGUUUUUUAAAUGCAAAGAAUAUCAAACCAGUUGAUAUCCAUCGUCAAAUUUGUGAAGUUUAUGGAGAUAAUGCGAUGAGUGAUUCAAUGGUUAAGAGAUGAGUGCGACUUUUCAAUGAAGGUCGUACAAAUGUUCACGAUGAAGAACGACUGGGUGACCAUCUUUGGCCCGCACACAGCAAAUGUGACGAAACAACUUCUUGCAGAUUUUGCAUGGGAACAAUUUAAUCAUCCGCCCUACAGUCUAGAUUUGGCACCCAGUGAUUUUCAUCUUUUUUUUGUAUACACAUAGUUAAUGAGUGACACGGACGGAGAGUGGUGAUAGGUCUAGCUCUCUAAAACUUUCAGUAAGAACAUCUGUACUUCCGACUUCCCGUGUUAGUCUCCCAGUUAGAUUCACAAAUCCAGAUUAUCCUGCUUCCGAGAGUCCUAUAGCUUUAUUGUCCACCAAGACUACUAAAUUGUUAAGCUCUAACGAAAACCUCCUAUACACCGUAGGUAACGUUUUAAUUAACGUAGAACGCUAGAACGAUAGAACGCUCGAAAUAACUACCAACUCAAUGGUAGACACUAAUCUUUUGAAUCAGACCAUUUGCACUAAUAACACCGAGGACAAUGGAACAACAUUAGAAUCUAAUACGUCAUGGGGAAAAUCUUCCUAUUCAUCAAUCAAACUUUUUGAUCCUACUACGUAUAUCAAUCAUUUUUCGUAUUUAGAUACAAAAAAUGUUUAUGUAAUGUUUAACAUACUUCUUAUAUUUUUAUAAAUUACCUGUAAACGUUUGUUCAUAGCAAUAGGGCUUCUGUCUUGCUAUGCUGUGUAAUUCAUCAAACUAAUUUGUUCCAAUAUCCAAUCAUCCAUCUUUAUUAUUACUCGUUCGGUUAGUUGAUCGAUUGCAAACAGGCGUAUUUGACUUAGAAAAAAAAGCCCUUCUUUCUUCGGCAAUAGUUUGGAAAUUUUACCAUCAUCAGAAUCUUUUGAUACUUUUGCUUUUACCGUUUCAUGUAUUUGUACAUAAUCGCAAACAACAUAGUGAUCCUUAAGCUUAUUGGUUAUAAGUUCGAGUUGCUUGAACAAAGAAAAUCGUAUCGUCGUAAACUUUCUCUCCACCACCUUUGUAAUACAAGGUGCGCAGAAAGAACUCCGUAGUUUUAUAAGGUUUUAGUUUGGGUUUGGGUGGAGGUACAUUAGUAAUUUUUACAUCGACAGAAAGUCUUAUCGAUGCCAUUUAUAGCAUUCAACAUGGCUUAGUCGGGAGAGCAAUGUGCGUUUGUUAUCGAGGAAUUUAUUAAUAAUGGCGGUUCACCGAUAACGACCCAGCAUGCGUUUCGUAUUCGAUUUGUGCUUAAUCGACGUGAUCCCGUUCCCGAUAUCAAAACCAUACAUAAUUGGGUAUCAAAUUUUAGGCAAACAAGUUCUGCAAUAAAAUAAAAAUCGACGGGCCGACCUCGGACUGCAACAGGUCCAGAAAAUGUGGCUACUGUAACAGUGACCUCUAAUCGCUAUUGUGAGAUGCUUGAACAUUUUCUUCGGCCAAAAUUGAACGAUUUUUUUCAUGAAAAUGGACAACGAAAUGUGUGGUUUCAACAAGAUGGUGCAUCAGUACAUACAGCUCGUCGUUCACUUGGUAUUCUGCGAGAAAUGUUUCCUGGGCAUAUUGUCUCCUCGUGAGGUGACAUUGGGUGGCCGCCACGUUCACCAGAUUUACAAACCUAUAAUAUCGACAAAAAAAAUGAAAAAAGUAGAGAAUUAUUAAAAAUUACAGAUGGGGAUAUAAGACCAAAUUAAUUUCAAAAAAUGCGUGUGAAGUUGGCUGCACAAGUAUAUUUAGUCAUACAAUGUCGUCAACUAUACGAACUUGUAUUUCUACAAAAGAAUUAAAAAAUGAAUCUGCAAAUAAUACAGCAGAUUUCGUCGAACUUUAGAUAAGACAAUCAAAAAGUUUAACAGUAUAGCAGUAAUCCAUAUAGUGUAUUAACAGGUAAUGGGUAGAGUACGAUUGCGUACACUGCUUAUCGGAGGUAUCUUUUUCAACCUUUUUCCUAACACGAUUGCAUACGUUAUUUUUAUGCAACGUUGUCACGCUGGGACAUCACAGACGAAACUGGAAACGAUAUUAAAUUUAAAAUAAAAUUUCACAUGACUUAUUAUCAAGUAGAUUAAAGGAGAUAUAUAAACUGCAGAUUAGUUGACCGACGACCGUUCAGAUCGAGUGUAGUUUGCGUUGAAUUGUGUAGUUUUUAUCACAAGAUCGUAAGUAAUCUCAAAUGGAAAACACCCUGAAACUAAUCUCGAGGUUUAAUCUCAAAUGGACACGUAGCUUAACAUAUAUACCUAAAUGUGAAUGAUUUUAUUUUCUCUAUUAUGUAAUUAACUAUUAAUGUACAAUACUUAUCUAUUAUCUACUUUGUUAAACUAUUAUAAUCUUAUAUUGUAACUGGGCAACAGCCCAUCUAAAAUAAAAAAUAAAUAAAUAAGGAUCAAAUGGUUUAAAAAUUAAGUGUCUCAAUUCCAAAAAAAAAAAUGUUGGCCCUUAUAGCAUGGAACAACCUACUGUGAAUAUUAUUAUUUUUUUAUUAUUAUUAAAGCAUCUCCUUAUAGAUCACAUUGGUUGUUCUUCCGUUUGGGGCAAGACUGACAAAGCUGAUAGGUGAACUAUCUCUGAAGCAUGCCACAUAGAAUUGCCCAUGUGAAAAGCAGUCAUCACUUAAGUCAAUUCCUACUAUCUUUAACAUAUCUUUUGUGUAUAAGUUUUACAAUUAAGUGAUCAAUUUAGUUAACAGCAUGAAAAGUCUAUGUACCAUGAGGCUAUGUACCACCUAUCCGAAUGGAAUAGGAUGAUAGGCACGCUAUGAAUAAGAUAAAGCAGAUAUGUACCCACGUCAUUUAGAACGUAUAUUUCAACCAAACGAAGUAGUUUCCGAACUUGACAUAGCUCAGUGUCAACCACUAAAUGAAACACACGAUAAGAUAAAGCAUUUUACUCCAGUUGAAAUUGCAAAAGAAAUAGAUAUUAAUAUCAACUCAAAAAAUGCACGUGGAUUAACAUAAAAAUCCUGAAAGAGUUAUCUAAAAAAGCUUUGAUUUAUCUAACACACAUAUUUAAUGCCAUCGUAAUGCUACGUACGGAAUACUUUCCUAAACAAUGGGAACGAGCCCAAGUGAUCAUGGUAUUUAAACCAGGAAAACUACCAGAACAAGUAACUUCAUGUAGACCAAUUUCACUUCUUCCAAGCAUCUCAAAAUUAUUCGAAAAACUACUUCUAAAACGCUUAAAACCGUUGAUAGAAGAAUAGAUGAAAUGUCGAAGAUUAAAAUUAACAGUGUAAAAUCGGUGCACAUUAAUUACACCUUGCGUAAAACCGUCUAUAAACCGGUAUUACUAGAUCCGCAAAAUAUCAGCAAAAUAUUUAGGAAUGCGCCUGGACUUUCAGCUCAACUGGAAGCACCACGUUAGACAGAAAAAACUGCAAAUUAAGAAGAAAAUGCGACAACUAUAUUGACUGGUCGAAAAACAUUCCGAACUAGAGCUCACAAGCAAACACAGUUUAUACGUAAUGAUAAUUAAACCAAUAUGGACUUAUGGAAUUCAACUGUGGGGUUGUGCCAGCAAGUCCAAUAUUGAGAUUAUACAAGGUUGUCAGAACAUCGCUUUCCGUACCAUUGUUGCAGCUUACCGGUAUGACAGAAACGACAUUAUCCACCGAGAUAUGAUGAUCACCUUCGUCCAGGACGAGAUUAUCAAGUUUGCCCAUAAACAUGAGGAAAGACUGCAUCAACACACCAAUCUAGCAGCAAUUCAACUACUAGACAACUCUCUAGACAUUAGGCGACUCAAACGUCGAAGACCAUAUGACUUAGUAAAAGACUCUUAG